AAUAGUAAACUCUGCAGCCCUUAAACAGACAACCAGGGCUAACUGAAUAGAUUCUAUGCAACUGGGAACCGUUGGGAUACAUAUUACUGUCCCUCACAGCAACCCAGUGAAGCAAAUCACUUUAAGCCUGAGGCCUCAGACAAGAUGAAAGUGGUUCUUCAGACCAUCAUCUGCUGGUGUGUUCUAGUCACAGUUGUAGCUCUUGUGAAAGGCAACAAAGUUGACCUCAACUCCAACUUCAAGAAGAGUAUAUUUAGAGUCUGGCUCCAGAGCCGCACGAGGGGAGAUCUCCAAAGAACCCCUGCAGUACACAGAGGAUUCUUCAGUAGACCAGAGCAGAGAGAGGGGACAGACCCCUCAGUUCUUCAUUUAAGGUCCAGACGAUCCGGUGUGACAACAAUGAAUAGACCCGGCUGCUCUCUCGGCACGUGCAUCAUGCAAGAUCUCAUCCAUAAGGUGCACCACCUCAAUGACAGUUCAAAGGUCAACAAAGCACCGGAGAAAAAGAUCGGCGCCCAUGGUUAUGGUCGCCGUCGAAGGUCGCCACUGACGCUCCCACAUAACUUCAGCACUAGAUUUUCAGGCAGAGAGGAUGACACUGGAAUUCAGCUCUGAGCACAGCCAUGUGUUUCACUUACAGGCCACUGUGCUCAGACUAGCUUGAAUUGGGGAGAAAAUGAACAUCCAGCUAGCGAAUGCUCAGCGCUUUUCCUAUGUCUGGUUGCUGAGAUACUACUGAAGCCAUCUUUCUGAGCAUCCUAUUCCUGUGUGGGAAGGGGAAUGGAGCCGGGAAAAUAAAUAUCACGCCACUUCGCAGAAGUAAGAAAGGAGAGAAAGUAGGUUAUGUGUGUGUUGCAGUAAGUAACAUCUGCCCUUUUUAGAGUUGUGAAGCCUGUCUCUUUCCCAGCUCACAAGACUUUCGUCACCCCUUUGGCAGCACAGAAUGAGUGGCUUGGUUGAACACUGUUACCCCAAGGGCCAAACCAGAUAAUAUAAUGACAUAUAACAUAGUCUGGACUUAUUAUAUAUUUACAGUACAUUCAGUAUCCAUUCAAAAUGAUAAACAAUUGUGUACCAGAUUGUACCAGAUUUGGGACUACAAUGUUUGGCUAUGUGACACACUGUUGCAGUUAUCAAGGCCUUGGUUUAUGUACUCUGUACUCACAAAGGAUGCUCUAUUUCAACAUGUCUUUGUGUAUAUAGCCAUACGUGCAAUUUAUAUACAUACAGUAUUUGUUUAUUACCAGUGUGUAU
This is a messenger RNA of Esox lucius (northern pike), 1254 nucleotides long. RefSeq names its product ADM. Gene Ontology annotation, molecular function: adrenomedullin receptor binding; hormone activity. Gene Ontology annotation, cellular component: extracellular region. The record is from RefSeq and is a predicted model, not a curated record. Gene Ontology annotation, biological process: positive regulation of heart rate; regulation of systemic arterial blood pressure; adenylate cyclase-activating G protein-coupled receptor signaling pathway. The transcript is spliced from 4 exons. Lineage: Eukaryota; Metazoa; Chordata; Actinopteri; Esociformes; Esocidae. Bases 145 to 615 code for a protein of 156 amino acids.